Desarmillaria tabescens is the source of this 2064-nucleotide messenger RNA. RefSeq lists its product as uncharacterized. The transcript has 5 exons. The coding region runs from base 1 to 1824 and encodes 607 amino acids. The record is from RefSeq and is a predicted model, not a curated record. Lineage: Eukaryota; Fungi; Basidiomycota; Agaricomycetes; Agaricales; Physalacriaceae.
AUGGCUUCGUCCCCUUCAACGUCUGCAGCAGCGUCGGGUAGACAGACUCGUCAGAAACGCGUAAAUCCCUCGCGUUCUGGCAAAGGUUGCCCUGGUAUAGGAAACUGUGAGGCUGACACUCUCAUAUUGGAUACCCAGAAGCGACAGCUCGAGAAUGAACCAUUGAUUCCUGCCAAUACUCUAUUUUUCAUGACGACCAAUCUGGAGCUACUCCCUAAGAACUCCUCCUCGUCUGACGGCCAGCCCAUGUUCAACAUUCAUGCCAAUGAACGCUAUUUUGAACGUCCAGAGGUCAUGCAAAGCUACAGAUUGCAACAGUCUAUCGAGACGCCUGAUUUUACCGAACUAUCCCAGACCCAUGUCGGGGGGCGGUUUAGGCCUAGAGGUUCCGACGACACCACACAUGACACUUCAGAUACUUAUUACGAAAAGCGGCAUCGCAAGUACGAGACCAUGGAAAAACGCCAGCGUCUUCGAGAGAAGGAACAACUCAAGUAUGAGCAGUACAAACUCAAGGAAAGGAUUGAGCAGCUUCGUGGGAUGGAUGCCAUGGCCUUUCUCACUCUCCCGGCGGAUGGAUUUCAUAUCAAUAAUCCUUCACUCUAUAAAGAGGGCGAGAGGCGGCGGAGGGAAAUGCUCGAUACCGCCACGACACUAGAGGAAAGGUAUCGCAUAUUGUUACCCCCAGACAAGAAGAACUAUCCCAAGAAGCGUAACAAAGAGAGUCAGAAAAAGCCCCCCCGCCCCAGCGUCGAAGUCAGAGUCUCGGAGGAGUAUCAGACCGAGUGGGAGGAGAACGAGGUAGAAGAAGUGGAGAAUCAGCACGAGACUGAAGAGGCCGAAAUGUCCUUGCCGAAAGAAGUCUUGUAUAACGAGAAACCAGUGACUCUCACAAUCAAGGUGCCUCCUAGGGUUUCCUCUACCGCAACAACACCGGCACCGACACCCCCGACCAUGCCUGCACCAUCUGCGAAGACGAAAAUGGAAGCGAGGUCCGUGCUUCCAAUAAACGCGUCGCCGCCAUUCAAGGCUGCAACGCCGGUCAAGGCCACUCCACCACUGCCCAAGAAACGAAGAAAACCAGAUCUUAUACCAUCGACUCCAGCAGGAAGCCCACCUCCUCCCCGACCAACGUGGUCUGGAACUCGCCCUUCACCCUUCCUCUCAUCUUCGCCCCCACCGGCUGUCGUUCCGCCCUCAGGACCUACUGCAGGGUCCAGUUCCCUGAGUCCUGUCUCCAUAACCGGUCCUGAUGAGAUCCCCGGUUCUCCAGUCAUCCCCCUCUUCGAUGAUCGCGCUACUCCCACUAUAUCUAAUCCUGAAAUCGCGACUCUUGAUAUAAGUAUCAACCUGAGGAAGAAAUCGAGGUUCAUGCCACCUACAGGCACAGGAAGGCGUCCUCGUAAGCGGGCCCGACAAUCCUACACCUACUCUGCCGCGCAUUUAGUCAAAGAGUCAGUGUCUGCUCCCCCGCGUCGCUCUGUCACACGCGUAGCCGAAGUAGCUACACCCGCAUCGCCUGCUCCUUCGCUCACAUCCGUGCCCAAACCCAAAGCGCCAGGUUUCUUGCUAUCUGCUGCUCUCAAGAGAAACCAAAACAACCCCCGUGGCACAAUUGUCAGACAUUACGUCGCCUGGGGGGUCAAACUUGGACCUGAGCGCAAAGGCGAGGAGAAAGAGUAUGAGAUACCGAGGGAGAUACGUGAGGAGUCUCUUGUUGCGGCAGUUAUGGCAAAGAUUGAGGCGCAGUGUCCGGAUGUUGAUGAAGGUCCACCUGAACCUGUUGAAGGUUCUGGCCGGCACAGAGCUGGUGCGUACAGUUGAGCCUGAAUUAUUUGAUUCCACAGAACCCUAGCAGACCUUUUUGCUUCCCAUUGCUGUUCAACGCACAUCAACACCCAUCUUUAUCGUAUUUCAUGUCGCCGUCCUUAUUCAUUAUCGAUAACUUGGAACUAAAUUUUAAGUCGAGUAAUUUAUUAGUUAUAUUUCCACUGCCAAAAACCAUUUUACUGGUCUACUGUAGUGAUUUGACAACAUCCAACAGCUCUUUCUGACCAUCCAAGC